Messenger RNA from Ochotona princeps (American pika), 2257 nucleotides. RefSeq names its product chromodomain Y like (gene CDYL). Gene Ontology annotation, molecular function: transcription corepressor activity. Lineage: Eukaryota; Metazoa; Chordata; Mammalia; Lagomorpha; Ochotonidae. Gene Ontology annotation, cellular component: nucleus. The transcript has 11 exons. The coding region runs from base 172 to 2136 and encodes 654 amino acids. The record is from RefSeq and is a predicted model, not a curated record.
AGCUAUUUCUGAAGAGAAACAAUGGUAAUCCAGAAUUUCUGCUUAGAAUGUUAGCUUUGUUUGCAAUGACUGCUUCUCCUUCCAGUUGAUCCCCUUCGUAGUUGCAGCCACCAUCAAGUGGAAUUAGCGACACAAAACAACACCAACAGGGCCUGAGCUGCAGCCAGCCUCAUGACGAUCAGCCCUCCACGCUGGAAGGGGAAUGCCAACACUCUUCCGUUGAGCCCUGCCAGGGAGACAGCCAUGCUGGUGACACCUGGACUGCAGGUAGCCAAGAAGAGGCAAGUCCUAUGUCAGUACACCCAGGGAAGCAUUCCCAUAAGAACUGUUGGGGUCCCCUUCACUGUGUAUCCACAGCAGGGCAACAUUUGUGACACUGCACUCCAAUUCUUUUGGCAAGUCUGUUUUUGCCUCUGGACACUCCUCCUUAUACCUGCCUUCGCUGACUGCUGUGAGGGAUCCUCUGGAGGACAGCAGCUGCCCACUAGUUCAACUGAUCAGCAACCCGCUGCUGACCACAGGAUCGUGGAAAGGAUUGUCGACAAAAGGAAAAACAAGAAGGGGAAGACGGAGUACCUGGUCCGCUGGAAAGGCUACGACAGCGAGGAUGACACGUGGGAGCCCGAGCAGCACCUGGUGAACUGCGAGGAGUACAUCCACGACUUCAACAGGCGCCACUCGGAGAGGCAGAAGGACGGCACGCUCGCCCGGGCCAGCCGGACCUCCCCCAGCAAUGCCCGGAAGCAGAUCUCCAGGUCUACCAACAGCAGCUUCUCCAAGACCUCUCCUAAGGCCCUGGUGAGCGGCAAGGAGCCCGAGGCCAAGAACAGCCAGCUCUUUGCUGCCAGCCAGAAGUUCAGGAAGAACUCGGGCCCGGCACUGGCCGGCCGGAAGAACAUGGACCUGGCCAAGUCAGGCAUCAAGAUCCUUGUGCCUAAGAGCCCCAUUAAGAGCAGGACCGCAGUGGACGGCUUUCCAAGUGAGAGCCCCGAGAAGCUGGAGCCCGCCGAGCAGGGUCCCGAGGACACAGUGGCGCCGGAGGUGGCCGCAGAGAAGCCUGUCGGAGCCCUCCUGAGUCCUGGUGCGGAGCGAGCCCGCAUGGGAAGCAGGCCCCGAAUACACUCACUAGUGCCUCAGGUGUCUGCUCCUGUGACCACAGCCAUGGCCACGAGCUUAACCGUAAAUGGAAAAGGUCCCUCUCCAUUCAUGGAUGUGUUGACAGCCAAUGGGACGGCCAACAUACAGACAUCCGUGACAGGAGUGACCGCUGGGAAAAGGAAAUUUCUGGAUGAGAGGAGAGAUCAGCCUUUCGACAAGCGGCUGCGUUUCAGCGUGCGGCAGACGGAGAGCGCCUACCGGUACAGAGACAUCGUCGUCAGAAAGCAGGACGGCUUCACCCACAUCCUGCUCUCCACGAAAUCCUCUGAGAACAACUCACUCAACCCAGAGGUGAUGAAGGAGGUCCAGAGUGCCCUGGGCACGGCCGCUGCCGACGACAGCAAGCUGGUGCUGCUCAGCGCCGUGGGCAGCGUCUUCUGCUGUGGCCUCGACUUCAUUUAUUUUAUCCGACGCCUGACAGAUGACCGAAAACGAGAAAGCACUAAGAUGGCGGAAGCCAUCAGGAACUUUGUGAACACAUUCAUUCAGUUCAAGAAGCCAAUCAUUGUAGCAGUGAAUGGCCCGGCCAUUGGGCUGGGCGCCUCCAUCCUGCCCCUCUGCGACGUGGUAUGGGCCAACGAGAAGGCCUGGUUCCAGACCCCCUACACCACCUUCGGGCAGAGCCCCGACGGCUGCUCCACCGUCAUGUUCCCCAAGAUCAUGGGCGGCGCAUCCGCCAGUGAGAUGCUGCUCAGUGGGCGGAAGCUGACCGCGCAGGAGGCGUGCGGCAAAGGCCUGGUCUCACAGGUGUUUUGGCCGGGGACCUUCACCCAGGAAGUCAUGGUUCGAAUUAAGGAGCUUGCCUCGUGCAAUCCAGUUGUGCUGGAGGAGUCCAAGGCACUGGUGCGCUGUAACAUGAAGGUGGAGCUGGAGCAGGCCAACGAGCGGGAGUGCGAGGUGCUGCGCAGGAUCUGGGGCUCGGCCCAGGGCAUGGACUCCAUGUUGAAGUACCUGCAGAGGAAGAUCGAUGAGUUCUGACGGGCGCCCCGGCCCUCCUGCCCCGGCGCCUGCUCUGGAAACAGGCUGGAAGACGUCCGAGCUAUUUAUUAUCGAGGAGUUUUUAAAGUACUGUAACUUGAAAAUAAAUAACUACAAAGUC